Hyaloscypha bicolor E is the source of this 2374-nucleotide messenger RNA. RefSeq lists its product as uncharacterized. The record is from RefSeq and is a predicted model, not a curated record. NCBI's taxonomy places the organism in Eukaryota, Fungi, Ascomycota, Leotiomycetes, Helotiales, Hyaloscyphaceae. The transcript is spliced from 4 exons. The coding region runs from base 198 to 2315 and encodes 705 amino acids.
CGGCGAAAUGGGAAUUGGAAGUCCUUUGCUUGAGGCUGGGAUUAUGUUGUUCUGGGCUCAAUAUCUGUAUUGAAGAUUUAAAGAGGUAUAGUGGUAGCAGCAUUUCCACAGAUAGUGCCCCACUUGAUAAGAAGGGAUUGGAAAAAGCUGCUCAAAGAGCAAUUACUAGAGAAGCGCGACUGGCUAAGGUCAGGGAAAUGAAUAAAGAUAAAACGCAGCAAGCAAGCAAGGAGACCACAACGCUUUUGUCGAGCUGGCUGGCAAGAAAGAAGAAUAACGGCGCUUUUGGCUCAACGCGAACAAACAUUUUGGGGAGGCGCUCUUCCCCCUUGUUAUCAAAUCAACGAUUGUCAUUUGAUUUAGUUGCCACAGAGCAGCGAGAUAUUAUUCUCGGGGGUGCUGAAGAGAGUAGGCCACCUCGUACGUUGCAGGAAGAGGCGAAUGUGGAUCUGGACCAUGAAUUGGAUUUUUGUUUAGAUUCCCUUGGACGGACCCCCACUGGGGAAUCUAGCUCGCUUGCCGAAGUGGGAGGCAGGCCGAGUCCUGUUCCCAGUCAAUCUACUCCCUUGGAAGGAGGAAAACCCCUCCCCAAACAUGAAACGACUCAAAAUCUGCCCCCGCCGCCUACAGAGGGCUUGGGGGUCGGAAAAGAGCGAGAAUCAGCGGUGGAUAUAGAAGCCGAUAUCGAACAAGUCUCUGUUCCUCAAAGGCAUCAGAGCAGACCUGGCCCAUUGGAAGUUAUAACAAUCUGCAUGUCUUCCGACUGUUACGAAUAUUUUGAGCGAGCCCUUGAUGAUACCCACAUAACACGCUGUCCAGCGUGUCGAGCAAAACAACUAUUAUCAAACCAAAGGCAGGAGGAAAAACAGCAGGGGUGGGUUGCGUUGGAUAUGCCGUCUACCCUCCGCAAUCGUCUGUUUUCGGAAACUAUCGACAUUAAUUUCGGAACAGGGAGCAUGAGUAUCGACAGGAAGUACAGACCUGAGCCUAUUAUGAUAAGGACGAUGUUGUGGGAUCUAACUCAUUGGUUCGGUCAAUUCCAAGUAAUGAUAUGUCGUUGGCGUAUGAGGCUCCAAAGAACGCUAACAGAAAGAGUCGUUCCUGUGCGCCUCCUCGACUUCCUCAAAGUGACGAUGAGCCGUGGUACAAAUGCUGGGGGAGCGCUCAAAGAUAUAGUUUCCGACGAAGAAAUCGUCUACAUGAUGCUCAUCGAUACUUUGGAUAAUGAAGGGGAGAGGCCUUGGUUUAACAUCUGGCUUUCCCGUAUAGGCAAUAAAUUUCAACAACAACGAAAACUGGGUGGUAACAUCAAGCGGCUAGAAUGGACAUGUGUAAGUCACAAACUCCUCCGCUUCCUGAUUUUAUUGCAAAAUACUGACACCACAUCCCAGAAAUGUGGCCACCGGUCCCAUGACGAUUUCCAAGAACUCUCUCAGGGCGCAAUCCUCGAGCUCGCAAACGACAUGUUCGAGGCAGGCUACAUAACUCACGCACAGAUCUCAAAUCAGACAAAUAGCCCUAUCACUUCUCUGACAACCAGAGUUCAAAACAUUUUCAUCGGAGCCCGGAGACGCAUCUCAAGUCUCCGAACCCCAACACUGCCAACGUUUAACACGAAGCCUAGCUCCAUCAAAUCGAUUCCCUUACAAUGUUUACCGAGCACAAAAUGCAGAUGGCUGCACAUGUGUCUAAAGAAACCACCAUACGCCACAAAAUUAGAGCCGUUGCAUGUGUGCAAAGACGAUGAAGAGAAUGAUUUUACUGAUGCAACUUUCUUUCAAGCUUUGAGACGGGCGUAUUUUGGGAGCAAGCGUUGGAGGGAGAGGCUUCUCUUCAAAUUGAAGAAGAUCGAGUUCGUCGAGUUCGAGCUUUGUCCCGAAAACCUGGUCGACCACAUCCUGCCCAACAAACUCCCUCCCACCCUCGACGAGUACGAUUUCCUGCCCCCUCCACCGGUCAAGAAAUGCCCUCCGAUUGGUGCCUCGCACAUGAUGCACCUCUUUACUUCCUGCUCUGCGCAACCGCUUGACACGUCUCUCUACCUCCGCUACAUUCCGAAGCGAAAGGAACUAGCGUUGUCUUUUAGACCUGAUCUGGUUGAUGCAAUUACUGGGUGGGGUCUCCAUUUCGUGGAAGGGUUGAAUAGUGCGCUAGCUGUGACAGUCAUGUUUUCUGUUUCGCUGGUCCUUGGUAUUGUGUUUGCGAUCUGUUGGAGUGUUUGGAAACAGGACGUACAGGGCGCGUUUGGUGUUGCAUCUUAUGUGACGAGUGUAAUUACGCUUGCUGUCAUGACUUGGCAGAUGUGGACUGUGUGAAGAAGUCAGCAAAACUUGCAACGAAUGCUGGAUCUAAACGUUCUACUCAUGGGAGGGGG